Abrus precatorius (Indian licorice) is the source of this 1032-nucleotide messenger RNA. RefSeq names its product caffeoylshikimate esterase-like. The record is from RefSeq and is a predicted model, not a curated record. Gene Ontology annotation, molecular function: lipase activity. Bases 1 to 1032 code for a protein of 343 amino acids. Gene Ontology annotation, cellular component: membrane. NCBI's taxonomy places the organism in Eukaryota, Viridiplantae, Streptophyta, Magnoliopsida, Fabales, Fabaceae. The transcript is spliced from 8 exons.
AUGGCUUCCAUCACCAAAGACGAUUUGGAAACCAUUUAUUUCUCCAACAUGGAUGAGGCACCAGCUAGGCGUCGUGCUCGUGAGGCCUUUAAGGAUAUUCAGCUUGCCAUUGAUCAUUGCUUAUUUCGGUUUCCAGCAGAUGAGGUGAACAUGAAAGAGGGUUAUGAAGUGAACUCCAGAGGAUUAGAAAUAUUCUCUAAAAGUUGGCUACCAAAAGGAUCUCCUUUGAAAGCACUUGUUUGUUACUGUCAUGGUUACGCGGACACUUGCACAUUUUACUUUGAAGGAGUUGCAAGGAAGUUAGCUUCAUCUGGGUAUGGAGUAUUUGCAUUGGAUUACCCUGGAUUUGGCCUUUCAGAUGGUCUUCAUGGUUAUAUUCCUAGCUUUGAGAAUCUAGUGAAUGAUGUCAUUGAGCAUUUCACAAAAAUUAAGGAACAAAAGGAGUACCAACAUUUACCAAGUUUUUUGUUGGGUGAAUCUAUGGGAGGAGCCAUUGCUUUGAACAUCCACUUCAAACAACCUACUGCUUGGGAUGGUGCUGCUCUUAUUGCACCUUUGUGCAAGUUUGCAGAGGAUAUGAUUCCACAUUGGUUAGUGAAGCAGAUACUCAUUGGUGUGGCUAAGCUUCUCCCCAAAACUAAGUUAGUUCCACAAAAGGAAGAAGUGAAAGAGAAUAUAUUUAGAGAUGUAAACAAGAGAAAACUGGCACCCUUUAAUGUGUUGCUCUACAAGGAUAAACCAAGACUGGGAACUGCCUUGGAGUUGCUGAAAGCCACACAAGAGCUAGAACAACGAUUGGAAGAAGUUUGUCUGCCAUUAUUGAUCAUGCAUGGAGAGGCUGAUAUAAUAACAGAUCCAUCAGCUAGCAAGGCUUUGUACGAGAAAGCUAAAAUUGAUGACAAGAAACUAUGCCUCUAUAAGGAUGCCUUCCAUACACUUCUAGAAGGUGAACCUGAUGAAACUAUAUUUCACGUGCUUGAUGACAUUAUAUCUUGGCUUGAUGAGCAUAGCAGCAGAAAAAACAAAUAUUAA